AUGUCGAUGAAUAAAAGUAAUAUUAGGGAGUAUAAAUUGGUUGUAGUUGGUGGAGGUGGUGUUGGUAAAUCUGCUUUAACUAUUCAAUUAAUUCAUUCACAUUUUGUCGAUGAAUAUGAUCCAACUAUUGAAGAUUCGUAUAGAAAACAAGUUGUUAUUGAUGAAAAAGUUACUAUAUUAGAUAUUUUAGAUACAGCAGGUCAAGAAGAAUAUUCUGCAAUGAGAGAACAAUACAUGCGUACAGGUGAAGGGUUCUUAUUAGUUUAUUCAGUUACAUCAAGAACAUCCUUUGAAGAAUUAAUGACAUAUUAUCAACAAAUUCAACGUGUUAAAGAUGCAGAUUAUAUUCCCGUUGUUGUUGUUGGUAAUAAAUCUGAUUUGGAAGACGAAAGACAAGUUUCUUAUGAAGAUGGUUCUUAUUUAGCAAAACAAAUGAAUGCACCAUUUUUAGAAACUUCUGCAAAACAAGCAAUUCAUGUUGAAGAUGCAUUUUAUACUUUAGUUCGUUUAGUUAGAGAUAAUGGUGGUGCAUUUAACAAAAAUUUAGAAAGUUCAUUUAUUAAUCAACCAAUUAAUAACACAACAACAAAUACAACAACAGCAAGAAAUACAAAUAAACAAAAAGAAGCUGGUGGAAAUAUAUAUGAUAAUGAAAUGUAUCAUGGUGUAGAAAAUGGAUAUAUACAAAAUGAUAAUUCGAAUAUACCAACACAAGAAAAAGAUUAUGCACCACAGCAAGGUGAAGAUAAUUUGAAUAUACCUCAAAAUGAGGUUAAUAAUACUAUACCUAAAAGAUCAUCUUUAUCUUCAUCUUCUGUAUCAUCGCCGUCUCGUAUUAAUAAUAAAAUUACAAAUAAUAAUACAGAUAUAAUACCAAAUGAAAAUAAUAAUGACGUUACUAAUAAUAUCAAUGAAGAGGUCUCUGGUGAACCAAAAACCACUCAUACUAAUAAAAAACAUACUUCUUCAAAGCCAAAGACUCAUCCUAAUGGAUCUAGUAAAACAGCAAGAGAGAAUCAAUCAACCCCACAGGGUCAAACCAAUACAACUGACAAAAGUUCAAGUGGUGGUGGAUGUUGUACCAUUUGUUAG
Molecule: messenger RNA, 1092 nt
Organism: Maudiozyma saulgeensis
Lineage: Eukaryota; Fungi; Ascomycota; Saccharomycetes; Saccharomycetales; Saccharomycetaceae
Source: the annotation of a GenBank genome assembly